CGCUCCUCUUGUCCCGGUCCCGCUCCUCCUGUCCCGGUCGGACAUGGCGGAUGAGGGCGCCGUCACGGUGUGCGUGCGAGUGCGACCGCUCAUCGCCAGAGAAAAUGCCUCAGGAGAUAAAGUGCCCCUGCACUGGAGAAGUGAGAAUAAUACUGUUUCCGACGUGAGUGGUACCAAAAUAUUUAGUUACGAUCGUGUCUUUCACUCAAGUGACAACACUCAACAGUUGUAUGAUGGUGUAGCUGUUCCAAUCAUACAGUCAGCUGUGCGAGGCUAUAAUGGCACAAUUUUUGCUUACGGACAGACUGCUUCAGGGAAGACUUACACAAUGAUGGGGAAUGAAGAUUCCGUGGGCAUUAUCCCUAAGGCAAUUCAACAUGUGUUCAAAAUUAUUUGUGAGAUUCCAGAGAGAGAAUUCCUGCUAAGGGUUUCAUACAUGGAAAUCUACAAUGAAACAAUUACUGAUUUGCUUUGUGAUAAUAGGAAAAAGAAGCCUCUGGGAAUUCGUGAGGAUGUUAAUAGGAAUACGUAUGUAGAAGAUCUGAUUGAAGAAGUGGUGGUUGCCCCAGAACAAGUUAUGGAAUGGAUAAGAAAAGGAGAAAGAAAUCGCCAUUAUGGAGAAACAAAAAUGAAUGAACACAGCAGCCGUUCUCACACUAUCUUCAGAAUGAUCAUUGAAAGCAGAGAACGAAGUGACCCUGCAAAUGCAAACUGUGAUGGAGCAGUCAUGGUUUCCCACUUGAACUUGGUAGAUCUGGCAGGCAGUGAAAGAGCUAGUCAAACAGGAGCUGAAGGUGUUCGACUGAAAGAAGGCUGCAAUAUAAAUCGGAGCUUGUUUAUUCUGGGUCAAGUUAUCAAAAAACUUUGUGAUGACCCUUCUGGCUUCAUAAAUUACAGAGACAGCAAGCUGACUCGAAUUCUGCAGAACUCCCUUGGAGGAAAUGCUAAAACAGUUAUUAUUUGUACAAUUACUCCUGUUUCUUUUGAUGAGACACUCAGCACUCUUCAGUUUGCCAAUACAGCCAAAGGAAUGAAGAAUACACCGAAAGUCAAUGAAGUUCUUGAUGAUGAUGCCCUCCUGAAGAGAUACCGCAAAGAAAUUCUGGAUUUGAAAAAGCAGCUGGAGGAAGUGUCUUCAAAAACUCAGAUUCAUGCAAUGGAAAAGGAUCAACUGGCCCAGCUGUUGGAAGAAAAAAAUUCCCUUCAAAAAGUACAGGAGGACAGGAUACGAAACUUAACUGAGAUGCUGGUGACUUCUGCUUCCUUUGCCUCAAAACAGAAUGUUAAAGCCAAGAGAAGAAGAAGAGUUACUUGGGCUCCUGGUAAAAUAAACCAGGCAAAUGUGAGCUUUUUUGAAGACUUUGAAAAUGCAAUGCCGACUGAAACAAAAAAAAUGAAGUUGUCUCUGCCAGCGGUACCAGAUGUGGAGGAUUCUACCUUAGAGAAUUCUGGGUAUGACAGCCAUUGCCUGAUGGUUCCUGAUCAAAUUUCAGAAGCAGAAUGGAUUGCUGGUCCCAGCAUGAAUUGGACCCAGAAAGACUUUGAAGAAUCUGUGCAACUCUGUGAAGCAUUAGCACUAGAAAAGGAUAUUGCUGUAAAUGAGGUCAACGUCCUGCAAGCUAACUUUGAUAACCUAGUGCUGGAAAAUGAGCAGUUGAAAUCAGAAAUAAAUGAACUGAAAGAGAGACUGAAGGAAAAAACAGAAAUAGAUGAAUUUGAAGCACUGGAAAAGCAAACACAAAAAGAUCAUGAGAUUCAACUAAUGCAUGAAAUUACCAACUUAAAGAAUCUAAUUUCAAAUGCUGAAGUGUACAAUGAGGAACUUGAGGCAGAAAUAAAUUCCAAACUGGAACAGCUGAAAGAGAAAGAGAACAAAAUAAAAAUAUUACAGAAUCGUGUGGAAGAACUACAAAAAGCAGAAGUAGAAAGAAAAGAGACAUCUUUUGCACUGGGAGAUUGUGAUAAACUAACUGAAGAAAUUCAGCAGCUGAAUAAGUCCCUCUUAGACAGUGAAGCCAUAGCCUUGGAUGCCAAAAAGGAAUCUGCUUUUCUCAGAAGUGAAAAUCUGGAGCUGAAGGAGAAGAUGAAUGAACUCUUAAAUAACCACAAGCAAAUGCAAAAGGAUGUCCAGUUAUAUCAAAGCCAAAUAGAAGUGGGAAAAGCCAGUUACCGGCAAAUGCAAGCUGACUUGCAGAGAGAGCUGCAGUCUUUAUUUCAAGAAAACACAAGACUAACUUCACUGAUGGAGGGUAAAGUUCCAAAAGAUUUGCUUUCUCAGGUGGAGCUGGAAAAAAAGGCAGCUGACUUAAAAGGAGAACUAGAAAAUGCUUUGAAAGAGAAUGCACUUCUACAGAAACAAGUAAAUGAGCUAUCAGAAUUUCAAUCUCUACCAAAUACUGUUGAAAUGCAAAAGAAAGAGAUUCUUGAAAAAUGUGAGGAGUUAAGCUUAUUAAAAUUGGAAAAUGAAAAGCUGCUUUCUGAAGUAGCUGAUAAUGAAAUGAGACUUAAGCAUAUGUCAGAAGAAAUUGAGAAAUCAAAAGACAAUCUCACAGAUGUACAACUGAAAUACGCAAAGUCUGAUGAGGAAUAUGUAGCACUUAAACAGCUCCAUGAAGAAAUAGAACAAAAAUACAGAGCUGCAACAGAAACCAAUGAACAAAUGAAGCUCCAAAUAGAAUGCCUGUCUAAAGAAGCACAAGAGUCUAAAACAGUUUUGGAUGAAGUGAAAUUAGAGCUCUCUAGCAAAAUGAAAGAACUGGAAGAGAGAGAAGCAGAGCAAAAUCAACUCCUUGAGCUAAGAGAAAAUCUUGUUCAGACUCAGCAGAAGUUAAAUGAACUGGAGCAAUUAAAAGAGGAGGAAGAAAGGCUUAGUGAAGUGAGACUGGAGGCCAAAGAUUUGGAGGUCCAGGCAAUCUUGCAGCAGCUUACAGAAUGUCGGGAAGAAAUAAAAACUCUAACCCAGGAAAGAGAUGACCUGAAGCAAAAAGGGGAGUUUCUUCAAGCUGAGACAGAGCAACUCAGAGAGGAUAUAAAGGACACGGUUUCAAUGAACAUCAUGUCACAUGAAGAUCUGAGAAAUACACAAAACUCUCUGAAGGAAUCCCAGAAAACUGUCAAGAAGUUGGAAAAAAGUAUUUCUGAAAAAGAAUCUCAGAUUUUGAGUGUUGAAGAGGCACUAGGGAAAACCAUUAAAGAACUCCAAAUACGGAUCUCAGAAAUGACAGAAGAAAUGAAAAUCAUCACUUCAGAGAGAGAUCAGCUUGCUGAGGAAAAAUCAGGAACUAAUAGCUGUAGAGAAAGUGAUCAGCUUCAGGUGCAAAAGGAACAAAUCGUUUUCCUUACUCAAGAGAACUGUUCAUUGCAGGAGAAGCUGGACAGUUUACUUGUGCAAACAGAGGAGUCUGGGGAAGGAACUUUGGUACCACAGAUUCAAGGACAAUCUAUGGAGCAAGAGUUAUUUCUUCUGCGAGAAGAGCUGAGCCAGGCACAACAGAAAUUGCAUGAAAUGGAGGAAGCAAAGGCCAGUGAAUAUCAAGGGGAAUCUGCAAAAAUGGAGAGAACAGAUGUUAUUCCAGAACCACAUGACUCCCAGGAAGUCAGUGCCCAGACAGAAGGAGAUGGUGAUGAUUUCAAAAUGCAACUGGAAAAUCUCCAGAAUGAGAGAGACCAGCUAAGAGAAACGCUACAGGAGAUGAUUAGCAAGAACGCAGAGAUGCAGGAGGAGUUGAGAUGUACUUGUGAAUCUCUUGGACAACAUCAGGAGAAGAUUGUGGAGCUGACAGGAAGUGUUUCAGAGAAGGAAAACCAGCUCUUGAGGGCGCAAGAGGAAUUGAAGGAAAAAACUGAUGAACUGCAGCAGAAGCUCACUGAAGUCACUGAAAACCUGACUCGUGUCUCAGCUGAGUAUGGCGACCUCCUGGCAGAAAAGCAACAAACCGAAAGGGCAAUGAGUGAGCAAGUGUGUCAGCAGCUUGAGAGAAUCACUUCACUUAACAAGGAGAAGGAUGAGCUUCAGCAAAUGGUAGAGACUUGUAAAGAAAGGGAAGAACACUUGUUGAAGGUUCAGAGGCAGUCAGAGACAUUGGCGGACAGCCUAACAAGCAAGCUCACUGAAGUCACUGAAAACCUGACUCGUGUCUCAGCUGAGUAUGGCGACCUCCUGGCAGAAAAGCAACAAACCGAAAGGGCAAUGAGUGAGCAAGUGUGUCAGCAGCUUGAGAGAAUCACUUCACUUAACAAGGAGAAGGAUGAGCUUCAGCAAAUGGUAGAGACUUGUAAAGAAAGGGAAGAACACUUGUUGAAGGUUCAGAGGCAGUCAGAGACAUUGGCAGACAGCCUUACAAGCAAGAUUCAACAGUUAACUGAGACACUAAAUAGUGUCUCAUGUGAGAAGGACCAGUUAUUAGCUGAAAGUACUAGUCACUCUUUACAACUUCAAGAACAAAUCUCAUCAGUGAAUCGUGAAAAAGAUGAGCUACAGAAACUUCUUCAGGAUGUCAGGUUUGAGCGGGACCAGCUCAAGGCAGAGUUGCAAAGAAAUUCUGAGAUGUGUGUUGAAACCAAGGCAAAACUGGAAGAUGCUUUAGAACAGCUGAAGCAGAGAAACCUGAACAAUAUGUCCAUUCAGGUAAACCCAGUGGAUAUUGCAGAGCAGGUGGCCGAUAACAGCUUGACAGAAAAAACCUUGAAAAUCAAGGAGCUUCUUGAGAAAUUCCCAAGUAUGGGGAAGAGAUAUGAAUGUCUGUCUACAAUGUCUCUUAAACUAAAGAGUGAACUGAACAGUCAGAAAGCACUGAUAGCUGUGAUACUGCCUCAGCUUACACUGGAGCAGAGUAAACAAGUCAAAACACUUCAAACUAAAAAUGAGGAAAUCAACACUCGUCUCCAGAAGUUAUUGACCAAAUUGAAGCUUCUGUUCAGCUCUGCUUGCACAAAGAGAAGAGAGUACCACACUACUGUUCACAAUUAUGAAAUGGGAUUGCUAGAGGAAAAGAGAAAACAAGGUCACCUACAAUCCCAGAUUCAAUGUCUCAGGAAGAUGAAUUUGAAGCAGAAUGAAGUAUCAUCACAAGAGUUAAACAGCUGUGAAGGGCUGCAGAGGUUGCACUUGGAUGCAGAGAGCAUUGUCAAAGAUGUAUCAGAAAUGGAAAAUGAACUUCUCUACAUAGAAGCAGAGUUACAGCAGGAAGAAAGUGCUAGAAAAGAAACAAUACAGUUCUGGGAAGCUUGUUCAGGAACUCACUGGGAUGCAGAGGAACUGAAAGAAGAACUAAAGAAAGAUAAUGAAAGACUCUUGCAAGUCUUUAAAUUCUGGACUCCUAAAGUAAAGAUACUCCUUGAACUUUCUUCAGAGCUGGAUGCCAGAACUGCUGAUUAUAGUAAAAAUGCUGAUGUUGAAUUAAAACAGAGAAAAGAGAAAAAUGAAGAGUUGCUUCAGGAUCUAAACACUCUGAAAAAAAAACUGGCCCCUGGUGGCUCUGCCAGUCUAGCAUUAGAAGAAGAAAAUUAUAGGCUUCAUAAUAAAUUAAAGGCUGCAGAACAAGAUAAAAAGGCUAUGAAAGUAAAAAUUCAGAAGUUAGAAAAUGUAAUAAAUGAAGUAGGAGAAAGUGUCAAAGAGAGAGAUGACAAGAUAAGCAAGUUACAAGCACAAAUAAGAAUAAGAACAGAGACAAGUGAGCUCACCCAACUGCAAGCCAAACUGAAUGAGAUGGAUAAUUGCCUUAGGACUGCUUUAACAGAGAAUCAGAGUCUUCAGGCAAAAUUAGAUAAAGGUGCUGAGCUGUACAAAGAAGAAAUUGACCAUCUGAAAACACAAUUGGUAAAAUGUGAUCUGGAAAGAAUGAAACAAUCCAACUUCUUUGAAGAGAAUCUUCGUAAUUAUAAAGCCACUGCAGAACACCAAGAACAACAGUUAAAAAAGCUAAAGGAAGAGCUGAGAAGAGCACACCAAGAGCAAGAUGUCACUGUGCUGAAAGAACCAGAUCCUCAGCAAUCCCAAAUACCCCUUACUUGUGGUGGUGGCAGUGGUAUUGUGCAGAGCACACAAAUACUUGUUCUAAAAUCUGAACAAGCCAAGCUACAGAAAGAGAACUUGCAGCUGAAGAAGCAAAACGACCUUCUACUGAGUGAUGAACUUCAACUGAAAGAGGAACUCAGGAAAUGGAAAGAAAGAGCACUAAAAUGGAGAGAACGAUCCUUGAGAGAAACUUCUCGAGAGACAAUACCAAAGUCUCCUAAGAAGGCAGUGUCAUAUUUCUUUAAAGAGCAAAUGCCUUCACCCUGCAAGGAAACUGUUUCUCAGGAAACAGUGACUCAGGACCUACCUAAACCUCUGCCUCUGACUUGUCCAACAAAUUUCUUUGAUAAUUCCAACUUGGGUGUGCUAACAGAUACACGACCUGCGGGCACGGAGUCCACAGAAGAACAUCUUAAGCACUUGUUUGGGACUUCAGACAGAGAUCAAGUCCCUGAUUGCAGCACCCAGUAAAGAUGCUUUGUGUUAGCUGCCCUUACAGCGCCUACAGCCAGGAUCUGCAUAUACAAAAAAAAAAUUGCUUCAGGUUAAAAACCAUCAACCUCUUCCAUCUUUGCUGUCUUAGAGUUUCUACUUCCCACACCUGGGAAAGCUGGAAUAUGAGGACAAAGAUGGAAAACCAGAUUUUGUCCCACAACCUGCUAAUCUGCUGAUGUGCUGCUUUGGUGUUUUGAUGUGGAUUUUUUUUGAUGGCAGAGAGGCUAAUGUAUUGAAGAAAAAAUGGAAACAAGGAAUUGAUCACAAACUAAUCUACUGUGAAACUUCUCAGUCUCAAACUUUUCUUUCUGUCAUUCCCAGAACAGCCCUUUUCUGGGGUGUUGAUAUUUCUAUCUUCAAAGUGCUGUUGACUUGGCAAGAAAUAUUCUUUUUAUUUCUUAGCAUGUGGUUUUCAUACCAUACUUUCUUUAGGCCAAUAGAAACUGUAUUUUCACCACAAUCUUGACUUCUUUGGAUACUGCAACCGAAGUUACUGAUCUCCUGUUUGUAGAGCACACAAUCAAGGGUUUCUCUUAAACUCCUUAAAAGUUUCUGCAGCUCAGCCAAUUAUGGUACCGUGAGUAACUCUGAAUUUUGCAUCAUUUUUCAACAUACCUGUCUGAAGUUAUGUAUUGGGGUUUUUUUAAAUAGUAAGCAAUAGACUUCACAUUCUUCUGCUUCUCCAGUGAAGGGAAAACAAACCAGAUCAUUGGGACAAGAUGGACUCUUUCAUUAACCUACUUAUCUGUGUUGUGAGACCUACAUUUUGUA
This is a messenger RNA of Pyrgilauda ruficollis (rufous-necked snowfinch), 7282 nucleotides long. It is a transcript of the gene CENPE, whose product is annotated as centromere protein E. The coding region runs from base 44 to 6487 and encodes 2147 amino acids. Gene Ontology annotation, molecular function: plus-end-directed microtubule motor activity; ATP binding; microtubule binding. Lineage: Eukaryota; Metazoa; Chordata; Aves; Passeriformes; Passeridae. The record is from RefSeq and is a predicted model, not a curated record. Gene Ontology annotation, biological process: microtubule-based movement; mitotic cell cycle. Gene Ontology annotation, cellular component: microtubule. The transcript has 42 exons.